AUGUCCAUUACGUCGAACGUGGCUGCAUCGAGCGCGGAGUCUGGCAACGGCGCGCCGCCGAUCCCACCGAGGCGGAAGAAGCGCAAAGCGAGGCCCCCGGCUAAAUCAUCGGAAAGGGACGCGUCACCGUCGUCGAGCGUUGGCAAGAGGGCGGAGAGGAAACGGUUGGCGCCUCCGCCGCCGCCCCCACGAGCCGUUCGAAGGAUCGAGUCUCCAAAAUCGAAGGAAGAGAAGAGGAGGGAGAGGAGGAGAAGAGUCGAAGAGGUAGAGGCGGAAGGAACGUUAAAUAGCCUGAGCUCCGUCGAGACCUGUGAAACUUCCCAACCGUCGUCCAUACAGCUCGAGGAAACCGAUAAUACAUCGAGGAUGUCCAAUCAUGUGCUCCUCCUCGAGGAGGCGGCUAGGCAAGAAGAGGAGGAGAGAGCCGGUUGUUCGCCGCAACAACAACACCAAGAACGACAAGAACAGCAACAAGCAGCACCGUUCGUGUUCUCGAGGAAAGAGACGAACAAGUAUCCGCCGUUGCUGUUCACUUUGCACGACUUUCAGAACGUGAUGGCCGACACGUUGCAGGCAGAGCCCGACGAAAGGAAAGAUUGUCCGGCGAAAAAUUCGCUCGAGUUUUCCCUGGACGAUCCUCACACGUCCCCCCGCCGCGACCCCUUCCACGAAUUCUUCGAGAAAUCGUUGGACGACGAGGGGAGCGAGCUCUCGUUCCGCGUCACCACCACCAAUCUCCCGUUCGAGAAAUGUUUGGACAGGUGGGCGGCAGCCACCCUCGAGGAUCAGAUAAUCGAAAAUAUGCCGACCAGUUUCAUCUUCGAGGAUUACAUGGACAGAAGCAACAGGGUGAACAUCCGCCGAUCGGCCGCCCCUAUGUGCUACGACGAGGAAGAGGAAGGAGGGGAGGAAGGUAGGAAGGUGGUGGGAAAGUUGACCAAGGUGAGAUUCGUGAUCGAGUCGCCCAACUGCUCGACCCCGGAGCGGGGGUUGGACGACAACGACGAGUUGGCGAGUAUCGAUUCCUUGGCGAGAGGAAGCGAGGAGGCGAGGAGUCGCGCCCCUUCCGUCCAAUUGACCGAGAUCGCGAGUUGGACGGAGAACACGAGCGGUGUUCUCGAGCAAGAGGACGAGUUCGGCGACGUGCCGUUUAGCUCUGUUCUGAGGAACAGUUCGGGGGAAUGGUCCCUCGAGGAACCGAAUAAUAAGAUCCUCGUCGAGACGAUUGGAUCAUUGGCGGACGGGAAGGAUCGUUUUGAUUCGGGACUCGAUUCGAGGAAUCGGGUCUUCUCCGAGGAGAAGUUGAAAAUCACGGAGGUCGGGGAAGCGGAGGAGUUGGGAGGUGAAUGUUUGACGGACGAGAAGGAUAGUUUUAAAAACUCGACGGAAUUCGAUUCGGGGAAUCGGGUCUUCUCGCGGCCCUCCGAGGAAAAGUUGAAAAUCACGGAGUUUGGAGACGGGUUUUUGGAGGGGAGGGACAGUUUUAACGCGACAAAACUCGAUUCGAGGAAUCGGGUUUGCUCGUGGCCCGAGGAAAAAUUGAAAAUCACCGAGCUCGGGGAGGAGGAGAAGGGGUUGGAUUUGGGGGUGGAAACGGAGGACGAAGGUGAGAACGCGGAUACCGCCUCAAACAACAAUGUGGAAGACAAUAAAGAAUAUUUAAUAAACGAGCAUAACGAGAAUAUUACGGAAACUGCCGCUACUGGAACGGAGGAUAAUACCGAAUCGAAGAGGGAAUUGAUCAGAAACGAAAUAAACGGAAAUUUUGUCGGAUCGGCAGAGAAGGAGGAUUCUUUCGCUAACGAAGAUAAAUCAUUGACAAUAAAUAGGACGAAAGCGUUGGAUCGAGCGACGAACGAGGCAGGGAAUAACGUUUCGAAAAAUAAUACAUUAUCGAACGUAAGCGAACAGGCGUCGAUCGAGGAAGAUGCGAAUGUUGACGAAGGGUGCGUAAAAAUUAUCGGCCCGCCCGAUCGAUCAAUGGGGGAAUGCAAGAGAAAGAUUUUCGUGAACGAGUCUCUUCGAAGCAUGAUCGAUCAUUACUAUUUCACGUCGAACGAUUUGGAGGAAGAAAGCGAGGAUUCCGACGAGUCGAACGACGGGAAUUCUCGGAAGGAAAAGACAACGCCGAUUAAACGAAACGAUGAAGAAGAUUAUCGUAACGAAUUAUCGUUGGAGAAGAGAAGUGUCGGUGUUCCGGUCGAUAUUAGACGAAACUUCUUCCUGGAGAAUAUGUUGUCCGAGGAUGCGGACGAUUCGUGGCCGAGUUGCAGGAUCGUCGCCGCGCGCCCGAAAUCACCCGCUUCGCGGGAGGAGAGGAGGGUGGCGGAUCGGUUGAACGAGUCGAUAAAAAUGGAUUUGGAGAUCCAGAAGAUUUUGCAAGGGUCGAAGGAGGCGGGCGAAACAGGUUUAUCGAAGACGGCGAGCAGGAAGGUGGUCGAAAUAGGGAAGAGGAACGCCAGUGACGUCAAGUGCGACGUAUUGAACGAGUUGCUCUCCAAUUUUAACAGCAUAAGAUUGAAGCCGGUGAGUCGCGUCGAGAAGAAGAAGAAAGAGAUUGGAUCGGAGGGAGAGUCGAGGAACGACGAUUGUAACGAUAAUUCGGAGCCCGUAGUUCGGAGAACGGGCGAUGUAAGUUCGGAAUCGAGAAGUUCGGCGAAGCAGUGGCGUCACGCGGCCUGUCUGACCACGAGGAAAAUUCUCAACAACUGGAAGAACUGCGACGGGGAAGCAGGGAAGAAAGGAUCCUCGGAGCAGCCUCAACGCGAUGCCAACUUUUCAGGAUCAUCCGUUGAACCGGAUACGAUGGAUCCUUGUUCCCGUCCCUCGACCAAGCUGGAACGACGUCAACCCACCAGGGGAACGAUUCCGAAGAACCAAGUGUCCCGAAACGACGACGCGAGCUCGUCCGUAGAAACUGGCGUGGAACCGAUCAAACCUGCAGAAAUUAGCAAAGUUUCGCCGGAUCUUGGCGACGAAGAAACGAGAAAGGACGAAGAACGGACGAAGAGGAGGUCGAACAAGUCGGAAUUGGUUGGAAGGGUGGAAAGAGACAGCGAGGCUGUUGGAGGGACGCGUGACGAGGGAAAUGGACGAGGAGGAAGGUUGGAGGAAGGAGCGCAGACGGGUGGCUGCAGUGAAAAGACUGACGCGAGGGACGAGUCUUAUUAUAAUCGUGGCGCGAUCGCGCGACAGUUUGAAACGAACGCGAUCAGCGGCGAAAAGAAGAGUGCCAUAGCUAGGAGGAAUUCUCGACCCCAUUGUAAUAAUAAUGACAAUAACAGGGCCGUAACGACACCCGUAGUUCUAAGCGAUGACCAAUCCCGUGACGUUGUAACGAUAACCCCGGGUAGAGUUAGGAAAUUCGUCAAGUACUACGAGAUUCGACACGAGGUGACGACGACCGACAAAGAUUCUAAAGCUAGCGAUAGAUUAGAUAGGGAGGGGGUGCUGGGCCAUCGGUCCGUGUGCAGCAUCCGUAGGGGUUUGGAGGCGAGGGCCGACACCUUGGACGCGAAGAAGAAGAAGAAGAAGAAGAGGAGGAACGAUUCGCCGACGGGCAACGAGAGAUCGGCCGAUUCGACGAGGAGGGAAACCGGGGUGGAUGAAACGGAGAAGGUUGGGGACUCGAUAGGCGAAGUUGUCGCGGAUGACGUCCUCAUCACGGAGGAUGGUCACGCGGGGACGAGAGAGAUGAUACAAAACGUGUCGUCGUGUACGCGUGCCGGUAAAACGAAACGGAAGAAAUCGGUGAAAUUUCAACGUGGUUUCACUGUGAUCGGUGCGAAGAGUCUGGAAGAUAAUGGCCCCGCUGGGAGCCCCGAUGGCCAGAAGCCGGUCGAAAGAAGGAAGAUUCCCGACAGGCCGAGGCAGAGAGGAGCUGCCCUCGUGGACAAAGUGGAUUUUCAAGAUGGACAGGCCGAGGAAUUGGCCGACGCUGACUCGCGCUCUUUCGAGGAUAGAGAUAUUGCUCAGAUACAAGCCGCAGCGAAAUGUGAGGAAUGUUCAGGUAUUAAUCGCUUCGUUUCAAAACCAGAAACCCCACGCCUCGUAUUUUACUGUACUGUAUAGUUAUAAAUCGUAGUUUCUAAAAGUCGUCGGUCGUCGUCGCCGCCGCCGUUCCUUCGAAUCUCGGACUCGAGAUUUAACCACGACGUUUUUUUGUAGCGUCAUAGCUAAAUUAAGUCUUUUCCAUAUCGUUAAUUUUCCGAGCCUUGACCGAAGAACAGAUUUUUCACCGUCCCGUGAAAAAAUUAGAAUUUCAUUUUCACGCGGAAAUACUGUUCCUUUUACAGUUCCUUGAAAUUUCAAAGCGAACGAAUGAAUCACAACAAUUUAUUCUAAAUGUAUAAUAAAUACAUUUAGAAAUUAUUAAAGAAAAACAAAUCAUAAUAAAAUAGCGAGCAUCGGAUUAUCGAAUAUCGAUAACGUUCGCGACUUGAUAAAAUAACCAUUGCGUGUUAUUACUCUGUAAAUUUUUAAAAGAAUAAUAAUAGAAUUCCGUGGAACACGAAAACAGACUUGAUCGUUCGUCAUCAAUUUAAUAAGAAUUUGGACGAAAAGAUCUGUAGAUGUCUCGUUGAUCCAGGAAGGAAUCAGAGUUGGACAGAUUCUUUCGAUGAAGAGGAUUAACCCGUGGACAGAAACGUGUUUCCCUCCGGAUUUAUUCGGUCGAGCUCCCCGCGACGUUCCUUCCUCCUAAUUUUCUUGCAUCAUUUUGUCCAACUUAUUUUACUAUGUUUUCGGGGAUAAUGGGGCACCCCGCUAGAUUUACGACACCCUCGACGAGAGGCCGUGGAAACAAAAAGCAAAACGAUUUGUGGCUCCUCCGCCUCGCGAUCACUAUUUCUCGCGCAACGUAACGAUUCCAUGGUGGAAAUUCUUCUUCCUGAAACUUUUUUUUCCACGGAAUUUGAUGGAAAGUUUCUCAAGAAAAAAAGAAAAAUAAAAUCGAUUUUUGAGAGCCAAUCAUUUUUCACUCGGCAAAAAUAUUAAUCGAUCUUGGAAAAUUACAAGAAUGUAAACAAAAGUUCAGUCAAAAUUAAUCAAAAAAUGGAAGACGUUAUAGAGAUUUCCUAUUUAUCCAAGAAAAGUGAACAAACUUUCUCGCAUACCCUUUCGAAUUCGGUACAAAUAUUGAAAAAUCAAAUUUCAUAAACGGAGUUCCAUUGUACUAUCAAUUGCCCCUUUCUUCCUUCAUCUCCCUCUCAAAAAAAAGAAUCGUGAACGAUGUUAAAAAAAUACAAAGACAGGAAACAAGAUACUCGCGAGAAAGAAGGAAAAAUCUGUUCUUUCGUGAAGCAGCCAUUCUUCUAUUAGCACGAUUAGUUUCCGAUUUACGAGUUAGUUUCUCGGAUCGAGUUACAAUUUUAAUUAGCGUUGAAAAAAAACGAAUUAAGAAACAGCAGACAGCUCUUUAGCUCUGUUAUUGUCGCAAAUCUUCCUUGCAUUUAGGCGAGAUGCGUUGUUUUUUGGCGACGUUAGCGUAUCGCAGGAGCCGCGCGUAAUAUAACCCCCAUUAUUAUCCUGCGUAAUAUUGUGUAAUUAUAACGUAAAGGUGGAAGUAAUUUACGUGGUAGUGUAGUAGGCGAUAAUAAUAUAAUAACUUGUUGCGCUGUUUGUGUUACGUAUUACAUUAUUCUACGUGUUCAAAAGCUGAUCAAUUUUAACAUGCAGAUCGUUGCAGUGAUACGCAGUGUCGGGAAAAGUACUCUCAUUUCGGUAUCCGCGACCUCGUUCCUCCAUCGACCAAUAUCUAUUAUCGUUACACAGAAUAUAAUCCCCCCCUACACGUUUAUUUUUCAAGAUAUUUUUGAUUAAAUAAGAUAUAUAUAUAUACAUAGAGAGAGAGAGGGUAAUAAUGUAUUCAUGUGUAUUCAUCUUCAAAAAAAAACGUGUUUACAGUUUGUGUGGAUCUGUCACAAUCUCCGAGUAAACAACAAGUUAUUGAUUUAUGUCCGUUCCUUGAAAAUAAACUCACUCGUUAAUCCUAUUUGCACGUAUAUAUAAAUAUACUCUUUCUUAAAGGAGGAAUAAUCGUAAUGAUAUAUUUAUUCUACUUUUAAGUAUGUUAAGAGAGUUCUAUUACGCUUUACGUAGAGACUUGUAUAACAAAUUAUUUCAAAUAUUUUAUCAUAGACGAAAGAUUCAAUCGUAUUAUGAUAAUAGUAUUCCGUAGUCUUUAUAUUCUCAUUCGUUGUUCGUGAAAAUUAUUGUUUCUUUUUUUCCAAAACAACGAUGUACGAUGAAAAUAAUAAAUUAAACGAGAUCGAUUCGAGUUUCGAUCGUGUCGAAGAAUUUCACGAGGUUAGUCGGUAUCAUGGAUGGCCGGGUUUCUGUAAAGUUCUCGAUUCGAGACGUGUCGAGAAGCGGCAGAAAGUUUUUGACACGCGUUGGCAGAUCGAGUUAAAGGGAGGGAGUUCGUCGAGGUAUUCGUCGUCGUAUUCUUUCUUUGGCACGUUUGCCAAAGAAUCGAGCCGCGAUUUCAUGCCGAGAUCUACACAGGAUUGAAUCACGUGGAUUCGAUCCAGAAAUACUUUCCACGGUUCUUCCACACACACACAUCUCGAAACGAUCCUAAAUGAUAUCAUCGUUGCGCGAUUAACAUCUCUCAAGAGAUACCGAGAGUUGUGCAAAUGAAAUAGAAAUAGUCGAAUUAGUUCGAAUGUUGAAAAUAGCGCGGAUAUUAAUUUUAUUUAAUUAACACUUCGAUCGCCUCGAAUCGUUUCAAUUUGAUUUAUUUGUGCUCGGGCUUUCUUCAUGAUAAUAAUUUUAAUUUUAAUCACAGUGAAUCGAAUAACGAGUCAUGCAUCGAAGUAGAUGUAUUCAUACUUUUUUUCUUACGCGAAUAUCAAUUUUCUCGUCAAUUGAAUAUACGAGCAAUCAUGAUUUUAUUAGCUAAAGUCUCGCUCCAUUGUGAGAUUCUUAUUGAAAAUAUACAUACAUACAUAUAUAUAUAUAUUUUUUUUUAAUAUUUAAUUGCUUUUAACACGCUAAUGGAAAUGGAAAUUACACAUAAAUCAUGCGACGUGAGAAGUAUCGUAAAACACAUGCGUAUAAAAUCGAAAUGACAGUACUUUUUUGAAAGAUCGACACGUAGAUCGUGAUAUGCAUAGCAGUUUUCUUUGAAAGCGUGCAAUUCGUUGGCCAAAUGAGACUUAAACGCGGUGUGAUUACGCAAUCGUUUUAUUUUUCUUUUCUUUUCUCCCCACCCUCCCUCUUCUCCGUUGACUUAUUGUAAGUAAUAUGAUAAUUUAUCGUUCGAGUGCAUUAUCUUAUAUAUAUAUAUAUGAUAUAGGAGAUGAUUAACGAUAACGAGAAGAAUAAUAACGUUGAUAAAAUAGGGAUACGUAAAUGGAAUGCUUCUUAAGACUUAGUAUUAUUAUAUAUAUAUAUAUAUAUAUAUAUAUAUAUAUAUAUAUAUAUAUAUAUAUAUGCGCACGGUUAUGACCGUUGCGUUCUCGCGAGACGUGGAUGCGAAACAAAGCAAGAAGAGAGAUUUUUCAAGUUUUAAUUGAACGAACGAAUAACACAAAUGUUACUUUAAACGAGGUUAAAUUUAAUUUUCCUCCGCGUCUGUUAAAAAACGUGAUGAUAAAUACUAUUUUUUUUUUAAUUAUAUUAAAAGAUUAAUCGAAAUUUUGAUCAAAAUCGUAAAGAUAAUAAAAAUUAAUUAAUCUCGGUUUAAUUCCAUUUGACAUCUGCGUUUCAGCAAGAAGGCAACCGGAAGUGUCCGUGCAUAUAUUUAUAGACACACACAUACAUAUAUAUAUGUAUAUAUGUAUAUGUAUAUGUAUAUGUACUUGUACAAGAUGAAUGUAAGUAUUAUUACGCGAUAACGAUUCUAUGAAAACGCAAUGCGAUUCACCCGGUUGGUUAUGCGACCUUUUAUAAACGUUAAUUUACAUAGGUAGGGUAGCGUGAAGCAGAGAAAGUGCGAAUCGUGCGAGAUUCGUCUCGUUUAACAGAACAUGUUACACACGUUUAGCCGUGCAAUCGGAAACGCAGCUUGAACGAGCAAUAAAGCCACGGAUAACCAAUGGAUUUCUUUCGACGCGGUGGCGUAGUAGUAGUAGCUUUUUCGAGAAAAGGGGGAAAAAAAAAAAAAAAAAAAUUCUUUGUUUUGCGAUCAUCGCGUCGGAUCGAUUCUUCGAUUUUUCGUAUCCUACAAUUCUUUUUGUAUUCUUUCUUUUUUUUUUUUUUUCUUCUUCGAUCACUUUCGACAUCUUCGUUCGAAAUAUUUCACGUCAUCGUAGUUGCAUUCGAUAAAAAUUGAAAUUUUAUCAAGAGAAUCGUAAUAAUCGAACGACCUUUUAUGAUAUUUUCUAUAAUUUUAUACGUUGGUUCAUUCUUGCACGCAUAUACUUGAUUUUAUUGUGUAAUAACAGCAUUGUUCCUUACUUUGAAUAGUGUGUACUAUUAAUCGAGUCACGAGUUUCAGAUAUGCGCGCAGCGUAUGGUUACAGAUUCUGAUUGUUGUUGCCCCCGAUAAAAAUGUUCAGUCAAAUGAAAGGAUUAAUAUCUCUAGUGAUUGUUGAAUAUAUAUUGUUCUUCCGUCGAACAAUAAGUUGGAAUUUCAAUAUUUUCGCGAUAUUUUUAAUAUAAAUAUUCAAUAUUAUACACUCGUGUCGAUAUAUUCUCGAUUCAACUCGGAACAUCCUUUUCGAAAUUCGAACGAAAAGAAAUAUUAUAAAUAUCCGAACGAUGAUGCAAAUUAUAUUUUAUUUCCGUUAUCUGCACAUUCACGGUGCAACAAUUGCUUACAAUAGAAUCAGCCGCACAUGUACAGAUACAAUGGGAAUAAAGUUUGCGCGUUAAAGUUUAAAUCGCGUUUCCAUUCGGUUACAAAUAUUUAUCCGGAAAGUUAGCAGUGAUCGAUGCAAACGAACCUAAGUUCCGUUCAUUUGACUCAACAUCACGUUCGAAUCUAAAUCCAGAAUCGCGUAGCUUUCAGUGCAAGUUUCAUUUCUCUCUCUCCGCGAUGAUGAUGAACCAGUGUGGUUUCUUUUUUUUUUUUUCUUUUUUUUUAGAUUUAAAGUUUUAGAAAAAAAAGGAAGAGAAGAAAAACAGAGACACACGAAUUGUAUAUUCAGGGAAAAUUGUACAAAAGCACGCGAAAAAAAGAAGAAAAAAAUAUUAAAAAAAAAAAAGAAAAAAGAAAGAAAAAAAAGAAGAAAGAAAAUCCAUCGUUAUAGAUAUACUCGUGUGUGCGUGCGAAUCACGAAGACGCUUGAGGAUCGGAGCUAGUUCCCUCCCCUCUCCUAUUUUAGAGGACUCAGAGAAUCAGUGGAUCAAAAUUUAGAAGAAUUUACCGGUCAAUUUACCCCUCCCCUGAAUACUGUUUUUUGUAGAAAAAAGAACAAAGAGAAAAUACAGUUAUUACCGUUUUAUAACUAUAUGUAGAGAGAAAGAGAAACGUGAUAGAGCGUGUUAUGCGAAAUAUACCACGUGUACCACCACCAACGAUGCCUCAUUGUACGCAAUAGAGUCACUCGCUAUCGAAGGAUAAAAAUAGUCGAUACUUUAUGUUUUAUUUCGAAAGAAAAUGUUUUCCUGCAGUACACUGUACGUUUAUAUUUCCGCUGAAUGCUGAAUAAAUUAUUAUUUUCUAUGCUACGAA
Messenger RNA from Apis mellifera (honey bee), 9619 nucleotides. RefSeq lists its product as uncharacterized. The record is from RefSeq and is a predicted model, not a curated record. Bases 1 to 4071 code for a protein of 1356 amino acids. NCBI's taxonomy places the organism in Eukaryota, Metazoa, Arthropoda, Insecta, Hymenoptera, Apidae. The transcript is spliced from 3 exons.